This is a messenger RNA of Papilio polytes (common Mormon), 624 nucleotides long. Its product is annotated as acanthoscurrin-2-like. NCBI's taxonomy places the organism in Eukaryota, Metazoa, Arthropoda, Insecta, Lepidoptera, Papilionidae. The transcript has 4 exons. Bases 69 to 506 code for a protein of 145 amino acids. The record is from RefSeq and is a predicted model, not a curated record.
GGACGACUCAGUCCCGGACAGUUGACCUGUCUCGGUUUGUGUGCUACGUGUGCUAAAAUUUAAAGAAAAUGAAACUGAGCGUGAUAAUCUGCGUAUUGGCGGUCUGUGCUUUGUCACUGGCCGUAGAACAUGGGCCACUGCUGACCGCAUUACAGCCACGGGACCAGGCACAACCCACAGGUGUCAUACUUAAAAGAGACAAGAGACAUCUAGGACUUCUUGGUAUUGGUGCUCUUGGGGCUGGAGUACUUGGUGCUGGUGCUCUUGGAGUUGGCGCUGGUAUAAUUGGCGCUAAAGCAGUCGGAGCUGGUCUCGUCGGUGGAGCGCUAGCGUCUGGCGCCCUCUACGGACACGGCAGAAGCUACGGCGGUUACGGAGGAUACUACGGCGGCGGAUACGGUGGUGGUUACGGUGGAUACGGCGGAUAUGGUUACGGAGGAUACGGCCGCGGAUACGGAUCAUACUACCCCUCUUCGGGAUACUACGUUUCCGACCCAUGGUGCUAAGUGGAACUCCUGACCUAAGUGUUAUUAUUAUUUAUAGACAUUGUUGUGAAUGUGUGUAAAAGUACUGAAAAAAAUCCGACCGAUAUAAUAAGUGUACAAUAAAAUAGUUUUCAAUAAA